AUGAACCUCUUUACAAUCUUAGCUUGGGGUUUCCUUUAUGUUCCCCUUGUACUGGGAGAGGGAUACUAUUCCUUGAACUUCGAUGCACGAGUUCCGAUUGCUCUGGGAAUACUGGGAAGUUCAUAUCAGAAAUAUACAAUUAUGGCAGAUAGAAGUCUCUUAGGAGGAAGCAAUAUCGACUUGGACGUCACAUUCAGUGGUAUUAUCGAGUUGCUCACCAACAGAGUACACAUUGUUGUUAGUCUGCCUGAUGCCGAUGGAAGGGUAUCAGUCUACGACAUGUAUUCGGGAACAUCUUUGGGGUACCUGUCAUUCGUGUGUAGUCUUACUACUUGCGAGGUUCAUGCUGUAUCCUCCAGCAGUGGUGCGACAACCUGGACGCUUGAUGGUAAUCAAUUAAUACCGACCAGCCCCUCGACCGUAUACGCCUGUUAUCGUUCGUUAGUGGGCUUACUUGCGCAGUAUACUCUUAAUGAUAGAACAAGUAUCACCGCUCAAUGCGAGCAGACUAAUUUAUAUGUCGAGCUGGCCAUACCUGCCUUCCCUGAGACAACGGCUGUAUGGACAGGCACUUAUACCACAUGGACUACAGAUGAAUCUGGGUCGGUGAUAGAACAAAUGCCCACACCAUCAGCUGACACAACAACAACUUGGACUGGCACCUACACUACUUGGACAACCGAUGCAGAUGGAUCUGUGAUUGAACAAAUACCCACCCCACCAGCCGAUACCACAUCAGUCUGGACUGGCACCUAUACCACCAGGACCACUGAUGCAGAUGGAUCAGUCAUUGAACAGAUUCCAACCCCAUCAGCUGACACCACUUCGAUUUGGACUGGCACUUAUACCACAUGGACAACUGACGCAGACGGAUCCGUGAUUGAACAGAUUCCAACUCCAUCAGCUGAUACAACUUCGGUAUGGACUGGUACCUAUACCACCUGGACAACUGACGCAGACGGAUCCGUGAUUGAACAGAUUCCAACCCCGUCAGCUGAUACAACUUCGGUAUGGACUGGCACUUAUACCACCUGGACCACUGAUGCAGACGGAUCNGUUAUCGAGCAGAUUCCAACCCCGUCAGCUGANCCUGAUCAGAACUUCNGUAUGGACUGGCACUUAUACCACCUGGACCACUGA
Messenger RNA from Komagataella phaffii GS115, 1140 nucleotides. RefSeq lists its product as hypothetical. NCBI's taxonomy places the organism in Eukaryota, Fungi, Ascomycota, Pichiomycetes, Pichiales, Pichiaceae. The transcript has a single exon. The record is from RefSeq and is a predicted model, not a curated record. Bases 1 to 1140 code for a protein of 379 amino acids.